GGGUAAAUGGCGCUUCCUUGGCAAUGGAUACUGGACAAACUCGCGCGGCAGCCCGAUGUCUCCACCGAGACGCUGCGAGAGCUCGCAGUCUACGUUCCCAAUGCUGCCGCGAUUCCAUCGCUGUGCAAGGGCCUGGCGCUGCGGCAGUUCCAAGAGAUGCUCGUCUCGGAAGAGAUUUUGGAUCGAGAUUGCGGCGCAGAAGAGCUGAUCUUGGCGCUGGCGUCCCCCGACGAAGAUGUUAGCGGCAUGCUUCAACUGAUUGGUGAUGCCAAUUCCAGGACCGAGUUGUUUCGGUUCGUCCAAAGGAAAAGGCAAGGCCUGGAAGCUCCUGUUCUAGACAAGAUUGCUGAUGACUAUACGAAUGGGCUUUACCCGCCUGUAGCAAGGUCGUUGGAGAAGCAGGAGCAGCAAAGAGGCAUGCCUCCAGUCGACGAAGAAAACGAGCAAAACGAUGGGGUACCACCGGAACGUUUGUCUCCAAGGCAUAUGUCCGUCGGGAGUGACGACACCACAGUGGUGAUUGACGGAUCCCCGGACAAGGCAUUCAAGUCUCCCCCACGAAGAGGAAGCAUCGAUGAAGUGAGUUGUGAAGGUGAGAAGAAUAGUGUGGAGAAAAAUGGGACAGAGGAUCACGCUGCACCAUCGGCUCCGCCAGUGCCAGAAAAGCACGCAAAAUUUCAGGAAGGGAGUUGCGAAGGUGAGAAGAACAGUGUGGAGGAAAGGGGGACAGAGAAUCACGCUACACCGUCGGCUCCGCCAGAAAAGCAGCCUUUCGAAGCUCCUAAGAUCAUUCACAGUGGGAAUGUCAGCACACGCAGGUCGAAGAGGAGGAUGCUAAUGGAGGACGACGAUGAACUAUCCCUUUCAGACGUUAAGCCGAAGCUCAAACAAAGAAAGGGGAUGCAUGAGGUAGAAGUUAUAAACUUGGACUCGGACGAUGACCGAGAGGGCUCAAAGGUGGUCGAGAAAAGUAGGCCUGCCGAGAAUGGCCGUGAAGAAGACGAGGAUGGCCGUGAAGGCUCGAAGGCAGUGGAUGAAGAUGAUCCUGAGGGCCCGAAAACAGUCGACAAGAAUGGUCGUGAAAGUUUAGAGACAGGAGAGAAGAACAUUGAAGACAGUCGCGCUAAAGACUCGGACAAAUGCUACAUGUGCGAGCUGCGAGGCAAACUAGUCCGCUGUGACGACUGCCCGAUUGCUCUUCAUCCAAAGUGCAUGGCAAGAGAGCAGAUUCGUGAAGGAGAAGGCUGGUCCUGUCCGAAAUGUGUGUACAAGAAAGCCAUGGAAAAGCUUGCCAAGGCACAGUUAGAAGCGGACCGGGCUAAAGAAAAGCUUGAAAGCUUGACAGCAUCGCACCAAGUACUUAAGCAAGUAGAAGACAAGGAAAAGGAGAACCUGGUGGAACAUCAAGUUCAACUCAAAGUUGAGGAACCGUCGGGCUCGAAAGAUGAAGCUCACGCACGGAAACACCGUGCGAGAAGCAGCAGCUCGGAUGAAGAAGAUGACGAGGACGAUGACGACAGUGAUUAUCCACGAAAGACGAAUUCCAAUGGAAGAGCAUCGAUUCCUAAUGUCCGUCGCAAGAAGAUGGUAUGGAACUCACUGGAAGAAGAAACACUCAGGAAAGGCUAUCAGCAGUACGGCUCCAGGUGGACAACGAUACUUCAAUUCGGCAUGGGAAAGUUUCAUCCCAGUAGAACAGGCCAGGAUCUCAAGGACAAGUGGCGGAACAUGAAAAAGAAGAGAGCGUAACUUAUUUCUCCGGCUGAGCUGAGCUAC
Molecule: messenger RNA, 1776 nt
Organism: Selaginella moellendorffii
Lineage: Eukaryota; Viridiplantae; Streptophyta; Lycopodiopsida; Selaginellales; Selaginellaceae
Exons: 7
Coding region: 7-1749 (580 amino acids)
Source: RefSeq, a predicted model, not a curated record